Messenger RNA from Elaeis guineensis (African oil palm), 1908 nucleotides. The record is from RefSeq and is a predicted model, not a curated record. Lineage: Eukaryota; Viridiplantae; Streptophyta; Magnoliopsida; Arecales; Arecaceae.
GCGGGGCAUAACCGUCUUUUUCCCGCCAAACGUCCCAGCCUGGGACCGACCGCUAGGAAACACCUCUCCGCAGCAGCACCGAAGAAGAAUCCAAGAUUUCCGACGGCAACUGCAAACAAAAAAACCCUAGCCCAGUUGCAGGCAAUGCAAUACACUUUUAGAUGCUCGAUUUUAUGCUCAAAUUUAGACAACCCUAUGCAAAAGUGAGUUGGCUUAAUGGAUGAUGUUGAUGGAAAAAUAGAGGUUUUUCCAGAAUACUUCCAGGCUGGAAAAGCAUCUUAUGGCUGUCUGCAGACAAGGAAUCCAAGGACUGAUCAUUCAUUGAGAUCUUGUAGCCACUCUUGGACUGUAAACGGAGUGAUGGGGGCUGCAUCUUUGCUGAACUUGUUUUCUCUACCACGUCUUCCUUGGUCAUCUGGCAGUGAUGAUGAUGAUGAUAAGAUUGUGCUAACUAAAGCUGAAGUAGAAUCACUUCAAUCAGAAAUUGCAGAUACAGAAGAAAGAGAAGCUCAUCUAAAAGCCCAGUUGGAACAUCUUGAUGAACUUUUGAGGUCUGCACGGCUUUCUGGGUAUCUCUAUAUUCGAACUAGAUGGACACAACUUCCUGGAGAACCACCUAUAAUAGAUGAUGCAGAAGUUGAUGACUGGCUUCCACGCUUUGUUGUUCUUCAAGGGUCAUGUAUCUUCUAUUAUCUCAAUUCUACAGAUUUGAGCCCUCAAGACUCCACAUUAUUAUCUGAUGUUGUUGAAGUUGGGACAUUGCCAAGCUUCAUACAAGAAGAUGAGCAAAAAAGAUAUGCAUUUUACAUUUUGACCUGUCAUGGUUUGCGAUUUGAAUGCUCAAGUGCUUCCAAAAUACAGGUGGAUUCAUGGUUGGCAGCAUUAAGAGCUGACUGCAGUUUUGAAUCUGAUAUGACUUCCCAAGACUCAAUGAGCUCCCAGGUCUACCGAUUGGCUUCCCGGACGGUGAGGGCUCUCGUCGCCGCUUCCCGGAGCUCGCCACUCUUCUUCGAAGGGCGAACUGCAGCAGCAGCUGCUAUAACCAUGCUCGGUGGAAAGGUGUUGUCUGUAUCUUCAUAUUAUGAGAGGGCUGAUUUCAGGAAUACACCAAGUGGAUGGGUUUCUGGUCUUCUUGCCAUUCCUGCUGCAGCAUACAUGCUUCAAGACCAGGAGGCACAUGCUGCCGAGCUAGAACGCACAUUUAUUGCAAUUAAGCCUGAUGGAGUGCAAAGAGGACUGAUUGCAGAGAUUAUAUCACGUUUUGAGCGCAAAGGGUAUAAGCUUGUGGCCAUCAAGCUGAUAGUUCCUUCAAAGGAGUUUGCUCAGAAACACUAUUAUGACCUCAAAGAUAGACCCUUUUUUAAUGGUCUUUGUGACUUUCUUAGCUCUGGUCCUGUGCUUGCCAUGGUUUGGGAAGGGGAGGGAGUUAUAAAAAAUGGUCGAAAACUAAUUGGCGCCACAGAUCCACAAAAAUCUGAGCCUGGAACAAUCAGAGGAGAUCUUGCUGUGGUUGUUGGAAGAAACAUAAUUCAUGGAAGUGAUGGGCCUGAAACAGCCAGGAAUGAAAUUGCUCUGUGGUUUGAUCCUAGCGAGUUAGUCUCUUAUACCAGCAAUGCCGAGAAAUGGAUCUAUGGAGUCAACUAAUCACUUUCUUCUUUUUUGGUAUGUUUUGGGGUUCAAUAAUUGGCCGGGGUUGAAAUACUUGGAUUUUUUUUUUCUUUUUAUAGGGAGCAAAAUCCACCUGCUGGGAACUACUUGUCAUUAAUAAAUUAUAUUCUGAGAUGAGGAUGUGGUCUAGGAUAUGUAACUGUGGCAAUAAUAAGCAGCAUCCUUAUCAUUCAAACAACGCAGAUUGUCCUGUUUCAAUCAUUUACUGGGUGAAUAAAGGCCCCCCCUUUCUGUUCUGCA